This is a messenger RNA of Truncatella angustata, 2216 nucleotides long. Its product is annotated as kinase-like domain-containing protein. Lineage: Eukaryota; Fungi; Ascomycota; Sordariomycetes; Amphisphaeriales; Sporocadaceae. The transcript is spliced from 3 exons. Gene Ontology annotation, molecular function: ATP binding; protein kinase activity. The coding region runs from base 193 to 2169 and encodes 658 amino acids. Gene Ontology annotation, biological process: protein phosphorylation. The record is from RefSeq and is a predicted model, not a curated record.
AUUGGACUGGAGCAGGACGAGACAAGACAAGACGAGACAAGACGAGACGAGGACAGGACAGGACAGGACAAAACGACACCCUGGUCGGCGACAACGACCCCGCGCUGCCGCGAUAACGAAAGACACGAGUAACGAGUAACGCAUGACGAAGCACCCACGACGGCACGGCACGACACGACACGACUACCAAAUAUGGCGGACCGUGAUUACGACGAGGGCAAUGAGGCAUUGGACCCCGAACUUCUUUACACGAAAGAGUAUUGCAUAGGAGGGGGCAGUUUCGGCAAGGUAUACAAAGGAGUCGAGAAGAAAAGCGGUCAGGCCGUAGCAAUCAAGAUCAUCGAUAUCGAGAGCGCCGAGGACGAGGUCGAAGACAUCAUUCAAGAAAUUGCCAUCCUCUCCGAACUACAGUCGCCAUACGUCACCAAGUACUACGGCUCCUAUGCCAAAGGCGCCGAGCUGUGGAUCGUCAUGGAGUUCUGCUCCGGCGGGAGCUGCGCCGAUCUCAUGAAGCCUGGCCACAUUGCCGAGGAUUACAUAGCCAUCAUCGUCAGGGAGCUGCUGCUGGGCCUCGAGUACCUUCAUUGCGACAAGAAGCUCCAUCGAGAUGUCAAGGCCGCAAAUGUCCUUCUCGGGUCCAAUGGCCAGGUCAAAUUGGCCGAUUUUGGUGUCUCGGGCCAGCUCUCCGCCACCAUGACCAAGAAGAACACCUUCGUCGGCACCCCUUUCUGGAUGGCCCCAGAAGUCAUCAAGCAGUCUGGCUAUGAUCACAAGGCCGACAUAUGGUCCCUGGGCAUCACCGCCCUCGAGCUGGCCAACGGCGAACCCCCUUACGCCGAUAUCCAUCCCAUGAAGGUCUUAUUCUUGAUUCCCAAAAACCCACCCCCGCGCCUCGAGGGAAACUUUACAAAGGCCUUCAAGGACUUCAUCGAGUCAUGUCUGCAGCGCGACCCCAAGGAGAGACCCUCCGCCAGGGAUCUUCUGAAGCAUCCCUUCAUCCGAAAAGCCAAGAAGACCUCGUACCUGACUGAGCUGAUCGAGCGCCACAGCAGGUGGAGGGCUACCCACAAGUCAGAGGACGACGAGUCAUUUGACGAUGGAGACGACAUACGCGAGCGAGAGCCCGUCAACGAAGACAUGUGGGAUUUCGGUACGGUGCGGCUUGUUGGCGAUAGAGGUGGCAUAAUCAACCGUCCAGGGCUCAACCCCCUAGACGAGUCGACGAGGAACGCAAGGGCCUCGAGGCCGCUGGAAGGCGAUUAUGGUGAAAGACCCAGAAGCAUAUCUCCUACUAAGAACCAGGAGCUUGCCCAUCCGUCUGCCAGGCCUACUACAGUCAAAGCGACUAACACCCCGUCCAUUGGGACCGCACGGCAGACAUCGCCACAGCGUAAACCCGUCCCCAGCAUUGCCCCAUCAUCGCCAGCCAAGGUGCCCCUACCCGCCUCUCCGUCCAAGCAGUAUGAAGACCCAAACACCCCGAGGCCCCCGAAGCAGAUGCCCCCGCCGCCCCCCAUGCAGUCGCCUGAUUUCGACAGGCCGUUCAAGGAGCAAUUGCAGCGAGACAUGGGACAACUGAACAUAUCUCCCGUGACCCAACCUCAGUUUAAUUCUCAGCAAGUCCUUACCCCUCGGGGUUCUCAGGCACAUUUGCAACAGCGAGUUCCAUCCAAGGCUGGACCCUUGGGCCUGCCGGAAAUACCUCCUUUCCGAGGUGCACCCCCGCAACCGCUACUACAAAAAAUAACAAACCAGCAAGCUGCUUAUCAGCAAGCAGCCUUCCCAUCCAAGGCACAGCCAAAGCAAGUUCCCCAUGUACCCGAGUCCUUUCCGUCGCCCGCACCGUCCAAUCCUAAUGGCGAGCUCGAUGCGCUCAACGAUGUUAUUUUUCCCGCACUAGAAGAGGCUCUGAAGCGGCGCCAAAUACGGCUUCAGCAACUCUACCGCAAUGAGAAAGUCGUUACGCCGCAACGACAGCGGGCUGAGGCAGCCCACGACAAGAUCCGCAAGCAUGUCUACAAACUAGCUAAUGUUUGUAAGGAGAUCGACCGCCUUGAUAAGAGUGAACCUGUGGGCAUGGGUCGCGAGGUCGGCACUUUCUUAGAGGGUCUGUUGGAAGAAAUUCUUGUCAGAGUUGAGCCGCUGGACGAGGAGGAUGUGGCGGAGUAGCGUGUGCGGACUGUGCUUUCUGUUCGAUAGGAAACGAAACUCGGGGC